Messenger RNA from Laetiporus sulphureus 93-53, 2148 nucleotides. RefSeq lists its product as uncharacterized. Bases 1 to 2148 code for a protein of 715 amino acids. Lineage: Eukaryota; Fungi; Basidiomycota; Agaricomycetes; Polyporales; Laetiporaceae. Gene Ontology annotation, molecular function: double-stranded DNA binding. The record is from RefSeq and is a predicted model, not a curated record. The transcript is spliced from 10 exons. Gene Ontology annotation, cellular component: chromatin; SMC loading complex. Gene Ontology annotation, biological process: mitotic sister chromatid cohesion; maintenance of mitotic sister chromatid cohesion.
AUGCCCAACAAUAAUGGAAGACCUGAAAAACGCAAGAGACUCGAGCCAUCCUCUUCCCACUCAGAGUCGGAAUCCGUGGCAUCCUUCGCACCGCUACCACCAGCUGUACUUCUUGUGUCUUUGCCUGCUCUGCUAGCUCAACCUCCGAAUCAUCGCUUCUAUCUUCAAUCUCUUACUCUGUCUCUAUCAGCGCUCCGUAUAUGUCUCUCGAUGCCAGCGCUAUCUCCCGAGAUCGAGUGUCGUGCGUGGACUGGUCUGGCAGAGAUUGGUAUGAAAGUCAUCGGAGGAGGGCUGAGCCAGAACGAGGAGCAUAUGUGGGCUCAUGGAAUAGAGGCAGAGGUCGAGAAAGCCGUCAGCAAAGGCUCCAUAAUCGCUCAGAAGCAUCCAUCAUUACGCGCAUAUAUGCACCAUUUGGCUCUCUUACAAGCUCAACUCUCUCAUUGGCAACAGAAGUCUAAGUUUGCACGCACGCAGAUCCGGAAAUUGCUCGCGUCAUUCCGACCUACAGAUCCUCCACAUGUUAUUUAUUCCGCUCAGCUCGCAUACAUCAACCUCCUCACUACCCCUUCUCCAUCGCUGUAUGCGACAUCUGUUCCCGGUCAAGUUUCCUUCACUCCGCCGUCACGAAGCCCGCAAGACAUUCAUGCGGCUCUCAAUAUCCUCGAAGAGCUGGAGACCACCUCGAAGAAGAACGAGUACAAGCGCGUUGCACUCCUAGCGCGUGUACUACGUUUGCGCAUACUUGUCGCUGCGUCCCUCUGGGCAGAUGUUCCAACAGCGCUGAAACGUGCCGAGGAAGCGCUAGGCCUCUCGUACGAGCCCAAGACCACCCCCAAGCCGCACAAGGUCCAGUUCUCUACGGGCGCCGAAGGAUCUACAGACAGUGUGGAAGCGACGUUUAUAUCUUUUGAUAGUGCAUUUGAGUCUGCCAUGGUGGUGCAUCUAUUGAUGAUGUCGGUGGUCUACUAUACGCAUAUCGGGGACGCCCCAGAAGCCUCUCCUCGGCUCUCACAUUUGCAUUCUCUCCUGGAUUCAGGCGCUCUGGACAAGUUCCCGAGUGGUGUGGUGGAGCUACCGUUUGAUAACGGCCCUCCGUUGAUCAUCGAGGUGACGCAUCCCCGUGUCUUGUUCUUGCUCGGAUUCCUCGUAAGUGCUACAGCAAAGCGAGACGCUGUAGGACGAAAGCCGAAGCGGAAGGUGUUUGCUUCCGAAGGGCUAACCGUGUGGGAGACCGAGGUCAAACGUGAAAUAUCAUUUUCACUGUGGUCGGGCUUGGGCGAUAUCGACGAGAUCGAACAACGCCUUGCCAGAAUCAAGGCCGAUUUGCUGUGCGAGCUCAUCGCAGUGUCUACGAUGCGAAGUGAGUUUGAUACAGCGGAGAAGAAUAUAGACAUCCUCAUCGCGCAUACGCGCACGUACAACAUAUUCCCCCGUUUCGCUGCACGCAUCGCGCUCCAUCAUGCAUACCUAGCACAUGCUCUCGGACAGUCAUCCCGUGCGCUCCAGUGCUACCGUGUCGCCGCUCAGGUUGCCGAAUCCGGCAGCUUCGUGCAACAUGCAGCCCGCGCAGGAGAAGCUGCCAUGCAGAUCGGCCUCCAGCACUCUCGCGGUGACGUAGAUGGAGGUUCUUGCCUGGACAGUCAGGCUGGGUUACGUAUCGCCAAGAUAUGCCGAGGAGCGGGCGGAAUCCUGGAGGCCAUUGGACGGGUAAUCGAGGCAUGCCUGACGACAGAGAUAUUGAAGGCCAAACAACACCUCAAGCAGGCUCUAGCUAUUGCUACAAGAGCACAAGACAACCAUUUGCGCGCAUUGAUCUUAGCGCUGAUCGCAUCCCACUACUUCCAUACUGCUGGCGACCACGCGCGCGAGAUGUUGCAGACAUGUGAACAGCUCGCUGCUGGUCUGGGAGCGCCAGCUACGAAAGGUGCUCCGUCGAAUAAUGGGAAGGGGCCGAAGCAAGAACAGCCGGUGGCGAUCGGCAAUGCGCCUUUAGGGCUUUGGAUUGGCGAGCGAUUCCUAGAGUUAUACAAACGUGCUGGAAAAGAGUCGCGGGUCCAGAAGCAGAUGUCUGUCAACGCGCAGCUGGCAAAGGCAGUCGAGGACCUUGCUCGUCGUGCUCGCAAUCCCGGGGAGGACAGCGCAUCCUGA